AGCAUGUGAAGAGUCUACAUGGUAGGAGUUCGUGGGCAACUGGGCAAUGACCAUGGUGUAGUGGUGGCGUUGUUAAACAUCUGCUCGCACAAUUUCUGCUGCAACACUCCCUUUUCCUGUCACUUCAUCUUCUUCAUUCUACCAAAUUUCCUGUAACUUCCUUCUUCAUUUCGCUACAAAAUUUAACAUUUUUAUCAUUUUAAGCUCAAAAUUCUCCAAAACUCUGUCAUCUUCUUUUUGCCAUUUUUAGUAAUCAAGGUUUAAUCACCCCAUUUCCAGAAAUUUAAACCCCACUUUUAUGCUUUCUCUCUCUUCAUCUGGGUUCUCACUUUCAUUUUUAAGGUGACCAAGCUAUGUCACAACUCGUGGAGGAAAACCAGAAAACUUUCAAAUGGGGAAUCAAGAUUGUAACAGAUGAUUCAGAAAUUAAGUCUUACAAGUCUUUUACAUAUCAAGGUGUUCAAUAUUUUCUUCAAGACUGUGUUUACCUAUAUCGGGAAGGUGCAAAAGACACCGAUAUAGGUAAACUGGUAAAGAUGUGGGAGUCAAAAACAGGAGCAAAGAGAGGGAAAGUUAUCUGGUUUUUCCGCCCAGUAGAUGUUUGUAACUUCUUACGAGAGUAUGAGCCUUCUUGGAAUGAGCUGUUUUUGGCUUCUGGUGAGGGCAGAGGAGUUUCAAACAUAAUCCCUCUGGAAGCUAUUGUUGGGAAAUGCAAUGUUGCAUGUACUGCAAAGGAUAGAAGGAACACUCUUCUAUCUAAAUCAGAUUUGGCAAAGGCUAACUACUACGUUUCCCACAUCUUUGAUGUCGGAGAUCUAAGGAUAUCAGAUAAGUUUCCUGAUAUCAUUGACAAGAUAAAAGUGGAACGUUUGUUCAAUUGGAGUCAAAAUAAUCCCAAAGGAAAUUUAGAAUGCAGGACUGGUCUCUCUGCUGGUGCACAGUUGAAAGUUGCAGAAAAACCUACAAACACUGCUGAAAAGCCUACAAAGAUCGAAAUUUUGCAUGCAUCUGAGAAUUUUGAGAAUCGAGAUAAGCCCAAAGCAAAUGUAGAAUGCAGGAAUGAUCCUAGUGCUAAUGCACUAUUGAAAGUUAAAGAAAAACCUACAUACACUGCAGAAAACCAUAUAAAGGCAGAAGUUCUGAGUAUACAUGAGAAUUUGGAGCAUCACACUUUAGAAGCUCCACCUUUGAAGAAGAGGAAAAUUCUACCAGUGGCAGAGACAGAUCCUCCCUCACCAUCUCAGGAUACCCGAAGAUGGUUCUUCACGUUGCCGUGGGAAGAUAAAGUAAAGGAGGCUCAUGAGCAAGGAACUCUCGUCCACUUGUAUAACUUGGAUCUGUCUCAUACUGCAUUAGACGUACAGGAAAUGAUUUCAAAGGCUUUUAAGGUUAAGGCUCAUGCAAAAGUCAUUCCACGCAGACAUUCUUUUGAUGUAUAUGGGCAUGCAUUGGUUAUAUUUGAAUCGAAGGAUGAUGCAGAUCUCGUCAUGUGUUUGUUAAAAGAUAGGUGUCUUGUAGUCGGGGAAGGAAGGCCUCUCGUUGCUUGCAAAGCCACUUUUAAUGAACCUGAUAUGACUCUGAAUUUUCCUGGCCAUCUCAUCAUGGAUUCACUGAAGCACAAAUUUAACGUUAACAAGAGAAAGGCUGUGUUUGCUUCCCACUGUGCACAGGCAAAUACAAUUGAACAUGAGAUGGCAAUGCAAUGGCGCAUGCUUCAAAAUAAAUCAGAUCUCUGGUGGGAAGCUUUAUAUAAGGGACAAGCAAAAGAGUUUUCACACUGUCAGAACCAGAUAAUGAAGCAUCGAACAGAUGAACUUAAUACAUCGGCAGUAGAGGUAACUGUUGCACAUGAAUCGUCUGAUGUACCUAAUAGAACAGAAGUAGAGAGACCUUCGGCGCCCAAAUCAGAUGAACCUAAUAGAACAGCUGUAGAAGUUACUUCUGGACCUGAAUCUCCUGUUGAGAGGCCUCAAAGUGCAUCACAUCCGACUUUGUUGUGAUUUUUAUGGUUGGGCAAUUGAAGAGUUUUGUGUACAGAAGGAUUCAGAUUGAGCUAACUGCUACUGUGUGCUUGAUAUGUUUUUGGAUGUUGAGCACGAUAUAUUUAGCAAGUCGCCAUUUGAAGAAUUUGCGGGUUGCACCCCUUGGAUCCAAUCAUAGUUUCUCAAAUAGAACAUAUGAAGCUGUCUAAAUCCUUUUUGCUACAAAUUUGAACAAUUACUAUUUCUGAGGCAAUGUAAAUAACUUCCUUCUUGAAAACACAAUUAUAAAUUUUUCCUUCGAUCGUAAUUAUAGAUUCUCCCUUAAAAUUUCUGUAAUGAUCUAUGUGUCAUACUUUAAUUAUUGGGCUAUUAAAUGACCAUUCUGUACUU
This is a messenger RNA of Chenopodium quinoa (quinoa), 2372 nucleotides long. Its product is annotated as protein ANTI-SILENCING 1-like. The coding region runs from base 354 to 2000 and encodes 548 amino acids. NCBI's taxonomy places the organism in Eukaryota, Viridiplantae, Streptophyta, Magnoliopsida, Caryophyllales, Amaranthaceae. The transcript is spliced from 14 exons. Gene Ontology annotation, molecular function: chromatin binding; RNA binding. The record is from RefSeq and is a predicted model, not a curated record.